This is a messenger RNA of Gracilinanus agilis (Agile Gracile Mouse Opossum), 409 nucleotides long. RefSeq names its product RNA polymerase II, I and III subunit K (gene POLR2K). Gene Ontology annotation, biological process: DNA-templated transcription. The coding region runs from base 68 to 244 and encodes 58 amino acids. The transcript is spliced from 4 exons. Gene Ontology annotation, cellular component: RNA polymerase II, core complex; RNA polymerase III complex; RNA polymerase I complex. Lineage: Eukaryota; Metazoa; Chordata; Mammalia; Didelphimorphia; Didelphidae. Gene Ontology annotation, molecular function: zinc ion binding; DNA-directed RNA polymerase activity; DNA binding. The record is from RefSeq and is a predicted model, not a curated record.
AGUAGGUCUCACUGCCGUUACUAUAGUAAAAGCGACGAUCUGGACUGUGGUGUUAGAGGGCCUGACGAUGGAUACCCAGAAGGAUGUGCAACCGCCAAAACAGCAGCCAAUGAUAUAUAUUUGUGGAGAAUGUCAUACAGAAAAUGAAAUAAAAUCCAGGGAUCCAAUCAGAUGUAGAGAAUGCGGAUAUAGAAUAAUGUACAAGAAAAGAACAAAAAGAUUGGUGGUUUUUGAUGCCCGGUGAAAUCCCAAGAAUUCAGAGGAAAAACUUCACUUUCUUCUGGAUUUCACACAACUGUUUCAACUUGUAUAGCUUUGGGUCAUUGCUUUUCUGUUACAGAUUAAACCCUGUAAUACUCUUCCAUUCUAUUGGUAUAAAUUAUUUUUAAAAUAAAAUUUCUAAAUGUGA